GUUCGGUUCUACAAAGCCAACCCUCUCCCUAGUAGACAGCAAAUUAGCGUUUGCAGCUCUCUCUCUCUCUCUCUCUCUCUCUCUCUCCCUCCUUCUCCCCACUUUUUUCUCCUCCUUUUAUGUACUUGACCAACCCACUGUUUCAAACAACUCAUCGAAUAAUAACAGCAGCACCAAGAAGUUCAACAACAACGAUAUCAUCAUAAACUAUAUCCACCUCUUCAUCUGUCUCUCUGAACCUCUUCAAUGAUUCUUCCGCUGUGAAAGAAGGGAAUGGAGGUUUAUCAGGGACGUCAUAUACAGCUCAAAUCAAAGAAAAUGAGGUGGGAACAAAGAUUUAGACAAGUCCAGGUCUGCUGCAUGCCAAUCCCACAAAUGAUCAUAUAAUUCCAAAGUUCAUGCACGACGAAGUAGAAUACCCAUUUGUUGUUGAUUUUGAUGAUUUAGAUGCCAUGGCUUUUCCACAUUACCGAUCACAGUUCGGAGACACCACGUUUACCAAAGUGUUUGUUGGAGGCCUAGCUUGGGAAACACCCACCGAAGAAAUGCGGAGAUAUUUCGAGCAGUUUGGAGAGAUUCUUGAAGCUGUAAUAAUCACCGAUAAGAAUACAGGAAAAUCCAAAGGAUACGGUUUCGUGACUUUUCGUGACCCUGAAUCGGCAAGUAGGGCUUGUGCCGAACCAAACCCCGUGAUUGAUGGGCGGAGAGCAAAUUGUAAUAUCGCUUCGUUUGGACGACCUCGACCUUCGCCGCCCCGAGGAAGAAAUCAAGGUGGCAGUUCUAAUUACCAAUUAGGAGGUGCACCAUCCUAUAGGGGAGUCCCGGCAGCCUUACCUGCACCGCCACCUCCACCUCCACCUCCUCCUGUCAUUUACCCAUCUUAUGGGUAUCCGACCUACACUCCUGAUUAUGGCUACCACCAAGCACUGUAUAACCCACAAGUUCAACAGCAACAAUACUACCAGCAGUUGUACGGAACAUCAUCUUCAUCCAUGGCCUCUCCCUAUUACUAUGGUUACUCUUUCCAAGCACCAAGGAGCACAUAUUCUACAGCCCAGGGGCAACGCGUACCGGGAUCUUCAUACAUUUACCAUCCUGUGCAGAUGGAUGCGUCCCUCUCCGCCUAUCCUCCUCCAUUAACGUCCCUUCAACCCACGAGGCAUCCUUUCCCCUCUUCUACCGAUUCACAGACGGUACAGCGAACUGUCUCGACAGAAACAGAAGCGGGAGUCGUUACUUCAGAGAGUCCCAACAACUAAAGGAACCUGUCAAUAUAUCAGCUGUAUAAAACUGAAAUCUCUAUGCCUAAGAUCAUCUCGCUUCUUAAGUCUGAAACUCUCAACGAUUCACAUAAUUCUUUGGCCUGAAUCUGUUGCAUCAGUACUAAUGCUUCGAGAGACUGCCUUUGUUCUUCUCGAUCGGCGGGCAGGAAAAGAUGGACUCAUAUACAUAUCGACCACUGCCUUCUGCAGAUAUUUUCCCCAAAAAUAUUUCUUCUUUUUUUCUAUCUGAUUUUAAUCAAAGUAUUUAUUCUUCAAGGAUAAGAGCUUAACAUCUUUCCCAAGAUGUACGAACGUGGGGGAAAUUCCCUCAACAAUAAAAUUUUGAUUUUAAA
Messenger RNA from Juglans microcarpa x Juglans regia, 1615 nucleotides. RefSeq names its product RNA-binding protein 38. The record is from RefSeq and is a predicted model, not a curated record. Gene Ontology annotation, molecular function: RNA binding. The transcript is spliced from 6 exons. Lineage: Eukaryota; Viridiplantae; Streptophyta; Magnoliopsida; Fagales; Juglandaceae. The coding region runs from base 399 to 1259 and encodes 286 amino acids.